Messenger RNA from Fomitiporia mediterranea MF3/22, 525 nucleotides. RefSeq lists its product as uncharacterized. The transcript has a single exon. The annotation marks the transcript as partial. NCBI's taxonomy places the organism in Eukaryota, Fungi, Basidiomycota, Agaricomycetes, Hymenochaetales, Hymenochaetaceae. Gene Ontology annotation, molecular function: nucleic acid binding. The record is from RefSeq and is a predicted model, not a curated record.
AAGAGAGCUCCUAAUACUCUUUCUACACAUUAUAUGCCUAAGAAUCCUGGUUGGCAAGCAAGGGAGACUUCUGGAGCACCUCCUAUGUGUCCUAGCACUCUAUCUGAUGGCUCUUUACAGUCAUUAUAUUUUCCUCACAACCAUCCAGCUUACCCUAGUAAAUUCAAGAGUAUGGCUCAAAUCCUUCAGGAGAGAGGGUUUAAUGUAGAGAAUCUACUAGCUCAAUGUCCAGGGUUCAAAUGUAAGGACUGGUCUACUCAGGCUAUGUGUUGUUACAGGAGGAUUUUAUUCAAUCAAUCAGAUUUCUGUGGUCAAAGGUCUACAAUUGAGGAGUUGGUAGAGUAUAGAGGGCAUAUGGUUAUAUUUUAUCCUAAAUUUCAUUGUGAGCUGAAUUUUAUUGAACAGUGCUGGGGAUAUACAAAGUAUCAUUACAGAAUGAUGUCUAAACCUGGUAAUAGUCAACAAAUGGAAGAGAAUAUUAAAAACUGUCUCAGUUUCAUAUCAUUUGACUUGUUCAGAAAGUAA